Messenger RNA from Danio rerio (zebrafish), 2674 nucleotides. It is a transcript of the gene nrsn1, whose product is annotated as neurensin 1. The record is from RefSeq and is marked provisional. NCBI's taxonomy places the organism in Eukaryota, Metazoa, Chordata, Actinopteri, Cypriniformes, Danionidae. Gene Ontology annotation, cellular component: transport vesicle.
GCGGAGCGAGGAACAGCAGCAGCUCCGACCGGUUAUGACAGGUGUGAAGGAUGACCUCCUGCUCAGAGAUCUGCGGCUCAGAUUACGCUGAGCAGACUCACGGUGCCGUCAGCAGUGGUUAUCAGGGCUACGGCGUGCGCUCGUACCUGCACCAGUUCUACGAGGAGUGCACGGCCUCCAUCUGGGAGCGCGAUGAGGAUUUUCAGACACAGAGAUCGGCCAGCCGCUGGAGCUCCGUGCUCUGGAAGGUCUGUCUCGCGCUGGGAGCUCUGAUUCUGGUGGCGGGUCUGUCUGUGCUGCUGGUGGGCUAUGCUACGCCACCCCGUCUGGAAGCGUUUGGUGAGGACGAGCUACUGUUUGUAGACGGGCGAGCGGUCCGCUUCAACCGAGCUCUGGAUGCCUGCAAGCUGGCCGGGGCGGUGCUGUUCUGUGUGGGCGGCAGUGGGAUGGCGGUGGGUCUCCUGCUGGCCGCCUGCUCUCAGAACAGCUCCAAAGAAGAGCUCCGUCUGCAGCAGCGCUUCAAAGAGCGACUGGCUGAGAUCCAGGCCUCGGUGCAGCCCGUCACCCGCGCGCCCACACCCGGAGAUGCCAAGGUGCCCGUCACACUCUCCAAAGUGCAGAACGUCCAGCCGGGCGCCGAAACCUGAGAAUAUAUAAUGCUACACGCCGGGUUAAAACACUACAGCAGUUCCAGGAACAGUAGAGAUAGAUACCACUGCACUUCCUCUGGCGCAUAUCAUUCGUCUGUACCCAGAGUAUAUAUGGCGAUCAAUGUAACCGUACCCUGAAGAUAGGCAUGGGCCGGUAUAGGAUUCUGAUAACCUAGAAUAAAAGCAUCACAAUGUAUUUUAUUCUAAGAACUCUUUUGGACCAGUAAACAUGUCAGGCUAAUUAAUUGAGAUAAAUCAUUGGCGUCUGCUAUCUUAGUUUCCCAAACACAGAUUGAAAAGGAGAUCAGUCUUCUCUGUGGAUCUGAAGUAAGCCACAGCACUGUUCAGGUCUAUCGCAUGACUGCAUAUUGGUGUAAAAGAUUUGACUUUCAGAUGUUUCCUGAAUCGUGGGCUGAAAAAAAUCAAUAAAAUAAUCUUAAAAAAAAAACACAUAAGCACCCUGAAAGGGUAUAAUCGAACAUUCAGCAGUUUUAAAACCCUGACUUUACCAAACCAUGACUCUGGGUAUCGUCCCAUGCCUACCUGUAGCUCCUCAGCGGUGCUCCUGAACACAGCACAAACACACAACGGCUAGAAAUCCCAACACUUUUAGGCAGCUGUCCCCAAACUGCUUCACACUCUUCUGGCAUGUGCAUAUUAAUCCCGAAUAAGCAGGAACAGUUUCUCCAUUCCACCCCAAUGAUGCUUCGCAGACUGUAAUCACAUGGAGAUAUACGAGACGGAGGAAGUCAUAAACAAGCAGGGCGCGUGUUCAUUCAUCACCGCUGCCUUACUAACACGUCAACAGAGAACAUCCAGAUUUGUCAUUGCUUAUUCAGAACGCUGCGAUAUUCCAGCAGAUCUCUCCGACGAGCGCUUCCCGCUCUAUUGCUGCAGUCAAUCAAUAGUGAGCUGACAGAACGGCGUGCAUGGCGGACACAAUGGCACAGCGUCUCGAUAACACACAGCCAAUACAUCAAGGACAGAAAUAGAUUAGCGUCUAGAUGCGCCUGUGGGAUUAUGCAAUAUCCUCUAUAUCACUCUUUCUGCGCCGCGGAGAGGACGCGCUCGCUGUCUGAUGGUAAUUACACUCAUCCAAACCCAUCAGGACGUCCGCUAAUGUUCUGCACAUCAUCACAGGUUUAUUUCAGCGUUUAGUGUUGCUGUUCGGCUUCACGCGCGCACCACUCUCUUAUUUCUUCUUCAGGCGUUCGUGCCACGCAUUCCUACAAGAACUGAUCUUAUCACUGUCAUAAUUGCUUUGAUUAGUGCAAAUGUUGCACGAUCACACCCUCAAUUAUGGUCAAGUGCUGUUAGGAUGGUUAAUUAGAGUGGAAAGUGUAGCUGCAUCUUUUGUGUUUCUCAUUGUUCUGGAUUAUCAUCGAGCUUAUAUCGCUCACGCUGCUGACAAUGCUUGAGGUUUGGUCUUGCUUCUAGUUCAAAUAUCUAGUAGCUCCUAAAUUAAGAAGCAUGUGAACAAAUCUAGUGUUGUUUUCAGAAAUACUGAGUCAAAAUGAAGAGAGUUCCACCUUAAAACAAGCAGAAUACUCUGCAAUGGGGGAAGAGAAAUCAUCGUGCUGUUGCUUUUGACAUGAGCUUGUUUGGCUUCCUCCAUUGUCAGAUCAUUCUGCUUGUUUUAAGUUGAACUCUCUUCGUUUUGACUCGUUAUUUCUGAACACAACACUACAUUGUUGGCUUGUCUAGAAAGUCCUUCUUGAUUUAAGAGUGUUCAGAUAUUUGGACUGGAGCAUGUCUUCAGUGUGUCUUCAGAUGACAGAACGAUCUCUGGAUAUGUGAUAAUCUACUCAGACGGGUCUAAAUGAAGUCUUACCGUAACACGUGUGUCUCAGCUGCUUCAGGAACUCAGUGUUGGUGUUGUGUAGAUGAUCUAGUGUAUGUGGAUGUGUUGUUGCAGUGCUGGUGAGUGUCUGACCUGUGGUUUGGGUUGUCUGCUGUUGGGAAGAGACUGAAGGCACUGAGCUGUUCUCAUGUUUUCAGCAAACUGAAUAAAACAGCUGUCUGAG